AUGUCUUCUAACACGCAACACACCCCUCAGGGAAAGCGCAAGCGUGGUGAUGUGGCUGAGAAAGUCAUUCGUAAUCUGGAGCCAUACAAGAAGAGAGAGCUAAGUCCCUCAUCCUCACGGCUACGUGAUAACCUCUUUGAGAUGGCCAAUAAGUCCCUAGAAUCUGGUGAUACUGCUGACGAGAACAUGCUGGAGAGUGUCUUUGACUUCUUCGAGGUGAAGCAGGAGCAGGCUCGUGAAGCUGAAAAGCAACGCAAAGAGCUGUCGAACGAGAUCGUAAGCCUCGAAAAGCAGCUCAAAGACGCCAGAGAACAACUUGCGGAUAGCCAACAGAAGGAACAGAAGGCCAAGGCAGAGAUGUACGAGUUCGAACUUGUCCUUGGAUACGGCGAUUGGAUCCAAGGUCUUAUCAACAAAGUCAGGAACGGCAAUCAAAAAGUUGAAGAAGCCGAGAUAAAAGCUUUGAAGCAUGAGAACCAGAUGAGCAAAGAGAAAGCGACAGAACACGCAGAAUGGGCUGCUUUUAAAACCCAGGAUGCGACUAAACUUCGGGAACGAGUGGAGGCCGAGGAGCGUAAAGUUUACGCUUGGCGAGCUGGAAUCCGGGACGAAGAUACUGCACCUGCGACACCAUUUCUGGACCGUAUACAGAAACUCUGUGACGCAGAAGGGAUAACACGACCACAACUACUGGCAUGGAUAAAGGAAUAUUCCAAGAGGAACACACUCUGUCAUACAUCGCCGCCACAGAUCCAGGACUACCAAAAGACUACGAGGAAGGCCGGUAAGGAUGUGAAGGUGGAAAUCCGAGCUAUGGACCCGUUCAGGGCUUUCGAUUGGGCGAGGUAUAAAGAAGCCUUCAAUUUGAGCCGAAAUGAUAUUGGAGCAAGGUACGCAGCGGGGAAGAUCGACGAGAGGACACGAGAUUUCUAUCUGGAGGCCAUCAACGCAUACUGGGCAUUAUACUCAGUCUCGGAGGAUGAAGAUGGCAAACCCAUACCCACGAAAUAUGCAAAGGAUAAGGCAAGGUGGGUUUUUAACCACCAGGAAGGAUUGGAACCUAAGAAUCCACCAAAACGGUACAAGACAGGAAAAUGGGAUGAUAUUGAGGAAGAAGGGCUAGCAGCCAACGUGACCUAA
This is a messenger RNA of Fusarium sp. VM40, 1140 nucleotides long. The record is from the annotation of a GenBank genome assembly. NCBI's taxonomy places the organism in Eukaryota, Fungi, Ascomycota, Sordariomycetes, Hypocreales, Nectriaceae.